AGUCUCAGUCUUCGCAGGCUGAAUCCAGCUCUUCCCAUCAAGCCCUAAGCCGAACUACAUCCUUGUCGUCAACCCGAAGAACAUAUGCGAAGCAACGCUCGUAUCUCACGGAAAUGGGCUAUUCUCGUUCGCAGUCUUACUCAGAAUCGCAGUCUCAGUCUCAAUCUCAGUCCUUCUCCAUGUCUCAGGGCAACAGUCAGAAUCUGGGUGAUCUCGACUUUGAUGACAUGAUGGCGGAUUUGGAAGUUCCCGGAAUUCCGCAGGCCACUGAUCUGAUGGAUUUCGGUGGCCUGGGUGAGAUCACAGAAAGCUACGCAGAGAAAGCGGCCCGAUGGGGCAUCGAAGACGACGGAGCGAAUGAGGGGCUCUCAGAUCCGGCGGACCUUCGCUCGAUCUCGUUUCAGAGAUCCAAAGGUGAGAACAGAAGGUUUGCGGACGAAGUCGGCUUUCUGCUAGAGGGUCUUAAGGCCAGCCAGCCUUUGGCUGUUCGACGAUCGAGCGCGUUACAAUUUGUGGAAAAUGUGCUCGACCACGAAUUUAUCCGAAAGCUCAAGGUGAUCGACGGCAUUGCCCGGUCCUGGAACUUCCUGCGACAAGCUGGAGCUGGGGACGGUGAUCACGUGGUGGAUGGUGCAUUGUUCCUGUUCCUGGCACUGAUCACCAAAGAUAUCCGUAACUUUGAUCCCCUCCUGCCAAAAAUAGAUGAUGUGGUCUCAGCCGCUACAAAGACGCUAUCGAUAUCGCAUGAGGACGACCCUUUAAUCGGAGCACGAGUUCCAAAAAGUGAAAGGGGCUUGAUAAAUACACUCAAGUCGUUGUUGAGGAAGGCGAAGAUCGACACGGAAGAUGCUGCAAUGUCGACACGUCGCCUGGUUUCCACUUCGAUUAAGGCACUAGCAGCCUUAAUGCCAACGCCAUUAUCCCUCCCGAUCCUCGAACCGGUCAUCGCCUCCUUGCUGCAGGAGAUCAAAACUUUUACGGAACGGCUCAAGUCCUUUACUGCUGGUGAACCUUUGGAACAGGAAGAUGCCGACAAUGGCAGCAGCCUGGUUGACUUAACACAUACCGACAACUGCUUGCGCGUUCUUGAAGCUUUCACAAUGCGAGGAAACCGAUACGAACAUGCGAGCGCAGCUAUGGACAUUGUACGAGGUCAAGCGAACGAACUAACCCAGCAACUCUUAUCUCUCUCUCUUGGUUGUCAAGUGUUGAUGGGAACAGCUAAUGAGAAGAAAGCUGUCACAGCUGCAACCUGUCUUAUUUCCGCUCUCCGAGUUCCGGUCAAUUUGUCUAGCUCAGAUGUUUUCUGGUGCCGCGCAAUUCUCUCGCACCCAAUUACACUGCCUGGGACUAUCCGCAUCAUCAUUCAAUCUGAGCGGGAGGCAGCCAAGACAUCACCAGUGGGCGGGAGGGAAAGUGUUCACGAUGUUCUGUGUCUAGGGCUAGCACUUUUGACCAACCUGGUGGAGCAAGUGCCGGGAGCUAGAGAGUCAGUGCGAGAGAUUACGUAUAACCCUUCUUGUCCAGGGAAGCCGGCGUGUACCUUCGACUGUCGUUGUCCAAAGCGAAUUUCGGCCCUCCGAUGUUUAGUCGAGCUUUAUGAGAGAAAGACGGAGGAGGCUGAAAGCUGUGUUACAGACGGCCAAGCAAUACAAGGAGCCGAAGCCGCGUUCGUCGCUGGCCAUUGUUCCGUACUGCUCGGCAUCCUGGGGCUCGACAACGCAGCCAACCUCAAGAUUAUCGUCAAAGCUCUUCCGGGAAAGCAUAGACAAGAGAAAAUCGAUCAGCUUCUCACUGCUGUGAAAGACUUUUCGGAAGUACAGAGCGGGGCCAAGCAAGCACUUGAUACCACCAAAACGCACGCGUGUGAGCCGGGAGACAUGGAAGAGGCUGAAGACAUGAGGGAAAGAGAACCAGCGGAUACGACGGAUGAUGGUUCGGAGGAUAAGAGCGGGAUGAUCAUAUCACAGAUAAUCACAAUGCUGGAAGAGCUGCGAGGGGCCGCAUGACGGCGCUCGCAUGCCCUAACCUUCUCCAAGAUGAAGACAUUCCGUUUCUGAUGAUAGAGCAUGCGCAUAAUGCAUGACAUAAGUGCAAGUAUCACUACAUGAGUAGGCAUAUGCAACUCCUCCCAGCGAUAUCCCUCAGAAAGUAAGCGCAGCGCCCUUCGUCUUCUUGUCACCACCAAGCUCGAAGUGCUUGCACCGCUUGAGCGAGAUUUGCAUCUUGUACUUGCACGCCGUGCACUCCAACCUCAAGACGAUCUUCUUCGUUGUCUUUGCCUUCUUGUGGAAGACGGGCUUUGUCUGACCACCAUAACCGGACUGCUUACGGUCGUACCGCCGCUUUCCUUGCGAGAAGAGGGAGGCCUUGCCGGUCUUGUACUGCGUCACUUUGUGCGGUGUGUGCUUUUUGCAGUUCUUGCCCUUGCAGAAGGUUCGGCGGGUUUUGGGAAUGUUAACCAUCUUGACCUACCUCACGUAGUGUUGUCGGUGCGUGCGUGCG
Molecule: messenger RNA, 2505 nt
Organism: Dacryopinax primogenitus
Lineage: Eukaryota; Fungi; Basidiomycota; Dacrymycetes; Dacrymycetales; Dacrymycetaceae
Exons: 7
Coding region: 114-2009 (631 amino acids)
Biological process (GO): regulation of chromosome condensation
Source: RefSeq, a predicted model, not a curated record